Molecule: messenger RNA, 630 nt
Organism: Linum tenue
Lineage: Eukaryota; Viridiplantae; Streptophyta; Magnoliopsida; Malpighiales; Linaceae
Source: the annotation of a GenBank genome assembly
AUGAUGGAUACAGCGGGUGAGGUACCGAUAUAUGUUGGAGGGGAUGUCGACCGAGUUCAGCUGCUUGUUGAUCAAAUAUCAUAUUUUGAGUUGGUGAGUACAUUGAUCGAGGAUUUAGAGUAUUCGUCGGUGGAAAGGGUGUGGUAUUUGACUCCGGGACAAAGUAUGGAACAUGGGCUGCACGAGAUACGCACUGAUGCCGACGUUAUUAAUGGUUUACUUGUGGUUGCCGAGCUAGGAGAGGUGUCUUUGUUUUUUGAAGCAACUAAGUUCAUUCAUGAGAUGGGAGACAACUAUGGGCAUAGCGAGGAGGUUGAAGAUGAAGAUGAUGCUCAAAAUGGUGUUGGUGUGGUUGCUACAAGGCAUCACAAUAUAGUCCAUUGCUCCAGGUGUGGGGGUGAAGGCCAUAACAAAAGGAGUUGCACAAAUCCACCUGCACCACAGCCAGCUCCUCCAGCUAGUAAAAGGCAGAAACGAGGGGAAACAAAGGGAGGAGAUGCUGCCCCACAGAAUGCAGCGGCUGCACCUAACAAUGGGGUAAGUCAAUUCGUACUAUGCUCCUCAAAUUUCAUGUGUUGUGUUAAUAGAGUAGUUAGAUCUGAAUUUAAUUGUCUUUCAGCAGAGAGUUAG